Photinus pyralis (common eastern firefly) is the source of this 2766-nucleotide messenger RNA. RefSeq names its product GPI ethanolamine phosphate transferase 2 (gene PIG-G). The transcript has a single exon. Bases 27 to 2441 code for a protein of 804 amino acids. Gene Ontology annotation, biological process: GPI anchor biosynthetic process. Gene Ontology annotation, cellular component: endoplasmic reticulum membrane. Lineage: Eukaryota; Metazoa; Arthropoda; Insecta; Coleoptera; Lampyridae. The record is from RefSeq and is a predicted model, not a curated record.
UCUCCGUUUAGAGCUGGAUCUCUUUAAUGGACAAGUUUUUAAUUAAUUUUAUUUUAAUAAUUAUUUCCUUGAUAUUGUUUUUACGUGGAUUUUUUCCUGUACAAUACACGUCGGGAAACGAUUCAGCGCGACCAACCCAAUUAAAUGGAAUCGAAUUUAACUUGGAGCAGCUUUACAAACCUGAAGUGGACCGUCUUGUAUUCAUCAUCAUAGAUGCAUUAAGGUGGGACUUUAUCACGCAACAGAACUUUCCCAACUUAGCUCCCGCAUUCCAUCAGCAUGGGUGCAUGCAUAAAGUGCACGUCCAGUCGCCGACCGUUACGCUACCUCGAAUUAAAGCAUUGACCACAGGACGAGUGCCUCAGUUUUUAGAUGUCGUUCUAAAUUUGGUAGGUACAAAUAAGUUAAAUGAUAGUAUUUUACACCAAGCGAAAAAUGCGGGAAAAAAGAUUAUAUUUUACGGCGACGAUACUUGGUUAAAAUUAUAUCCGGAUGUGUUUGAACGAUGGGAGGGUGUUACAUCUUUCUUUGUUAAUGACUACACUGAAGUCGACAACAAUGUAACUAGUAACGUGUUAAACGAACUGAGUAAUUCCGAUUGGGAUAUUAUGGUUCUUCACUACCUCGGUCUGGAUCAUAUCGGCCACGUGCAUGGCCCGUUUAGUCCAUUGGUGCAACCAAAACUGCAAGAGAUGGACAAAGUGUUUAAAAGAAUUUAUGAUGAAACUAAGGUGUGGAACAAGAAAACUUUAGUUGUAGUUACUGGUGAUCAUGGAAUGAAAGAUAGCGGAGGGCACGGUGGUGCCACCUAUGCGGAAACUUACGUUCCUUUUAUUGCAGUAGGCCUUCCAUGUGUAAACGGGUCUAUUAAACAAAUUGACAUACCAGCCACUUUGUCUGUGCUUCUGGGACUUGAACUACCUUCAUCAAGUAUAGGACGGCCUGUUUUAAAUAUGUUAGUUGGUCUCUCUCAAGAUCGCCAACUAUACAUCUUAAAUUACGUUUCUUCACUAAUAAAAUCUAUAUCCGACCAAUAUGAGGAGAUUUUGAAUGAUGCCACCAGCUACCACUACAAAUUUAUGGUUUCCAAUAGCACAAAAGACGCAACAAGCGCACAAAUUCAGUAUCAAGCUUACAUAAAUAUGGUAACAGAAAAUUUACUACACGUGUCAGCUGUACAAGACGAUUAUACUUUGCUCGUGUCUAUUUUGGCAUUGCUAAACUUGUUAUGUGUGGUAUUCUCGAACUUGUGUUUCUUGGGAGAUGGCACCACGACCCAAUUAGCCGUCACACUAAUUUUAAUAAUUCAACUACUACCAACACUGUUACUCACUUCUGUAUUAAGCAUAGCACUAUUGCUUUAUUUCUUGCUACAAAACGUAGUAAAAGUAGCCCGCUGUGUUAAACCUAACGAUAAUGGGAUAUUUAUCAUUUGUACAGUUUUGUACUUGUCAAGUUUGCAAUCUUCAAGUUUCAUAGAGGAGGAGCAUCAGACGUGGUAUUUCAUGUUGGGAACGUGCAUUUUACUCAAAGGCUACAAACUGAAACAUUUUCAAAUGUUACCGAUACUCAUUUUCAUUCGUUUCAUACGAACAAUGAAUCCUUCCGGUGAUAAAUGGAGCCACCUACCAACUCUAUCAAGCUGGUUUGUGCUAGAAGAAAAUUACGUAUUUUACCAAAUUUUGUUUUGCAGUAGCUUAAUGUUGAUUUAUUUUUGUUGUAAUAAGUUGCUCAAGAGACAUUCUCUGGUUAUCCCGUUGAUUUUAAUUUUUAUUUAUGUGUUUCAUACAUGCUUUGAGAAAAGUCCAACUGUAGGCAAAUUUAUCUGGCUAGGUAUUGGUUUCAAUUUCCUUUUGGAAUUAUAUCGCUUUAAAAAUUAUGCCGACCAAUUUGUGGUCUGUUGGAUCUUAUUGUGUUCGCUUUUGAUUCGCCCCCACAACUUGGUGCUAAUACCCAUUUGCUUAUUUAGCUGCGCUUUAGUUCAAAAUUAUUUAAAAAAUUCAUUGCAUAUCACAAUGAUUACCUUAUUGAUUGGCAAAGUAUUUUUUUUUGCUCAGGGUAAUGGUAAUAGCUUUGCUAGUGUUGAUGUAGCCUCGGGUUACGUAGGCCUUCAAAGUUACGUGCCAAGUAUUGUGUUCUUGCAAAUUGUUUGCCAUACAUACACUUUUCCGGUGCUAGUGACACUAUUUACAAUAACAACACAUUCCCGUUUAGUAUGGGAGAUUUCUAUAUUUUUUAGGACAUUAACCUUAGUGACAACUUGUACGGCAAUCCUAAUACACAGACAUCAUUUAUUUGUCUGGAGUGUAUUUGCGCCAAAAUUACUUGUAGAAUCUUUCAAUUGUAUUGAAUUAUUAGUAGAAUUACUCAUUUUUAAGUUUAUAAAGCUUUCCAAGUGUAACAGCAUACAGACUGAUGUAAAUAAAGUAAACGUUUAUUAGAUUGUUACAGAAAUGUUUUACUAUCUACAAACUUAGUCUUCGGGCUUAUCGGGCGGCGGACCGCAAGGUUGCAACAUUUUUUCCAUUAUAUUAAAUCGGACUCUUGCUUUUGCUUCGUUUUCGGCGAUAGCAAAGUAAUUCAGCAAGUCAGGAUGACCAAGGUAACUGGAGCAGCUAUCCCUGUGUUGAUUGACCAACCAUUCGUACUUGGUAGUAUCUGCAUGGCCUGUUCCAAUGUAUUUUGAUUGUAGAUGUUCCAAUUGACUGUGUAUGUUAUAUCUAUCGCCCAUAUUUCAAUUUAUACCUAUUUAAUUUUAAAUAAUUU